This is a messenger RNA of Ilex paraguariensis (yerba mate), 568 nucleotides long. Lineage: Eukaryota; Viridiplantae; Streptophyta; Magnoliopsida; Aquifoliales; Aquifoliaceae. The record is from the annotation of a GenBank genome assembly.
CGAGAGAGAGAGAGAGAGAGAGAGAGAGAGGGAGAGAGAGAAGCCCUCCCCACGGCAAACAGCCACCACCUCCCCUUCAAAUUCAAAGACAGAGACAAACAAGAGAGAGAGAGAGAGAGAAUUUGAUAUCUGUGUAUCUUUGUUUUGAAGAAAACGUCUCAUUUUUGUCAAAGAGAUCUCAUUCUUUUCCUGUGUUUGCUUUCUCUGACAUGAAACACCACCAUUGGCACUUCGUGAAGAAUUUGCUCUAAUUUCUCAGCAAAACUUAGAUCUCGAGGCAGAUAUGGAGAAGGAAGAGAAGAAUCAGAGACCAUGUAAGCCGCCAGAAACAGAUUUGUUGUUACAGUGGGGUAAUAGGAAGAGACUCAGAUGUGUGAGGGUGAGAGACCCAGAUGUCUCAGACCCAUCAAACAGUGGUAGAAUACGCCGGAAAAUCUCAUCUCGCUUUCUCACUCUUUCCAGAAAGAGACCUCUUUUCCUCCACCACCCAGUCGUCUCACCAGGUACCUUCACAAAAACAAUAAAAUCCCAGACUUUUUUUUUCUCCCAAAUUUUCCCAGAAAAUUGA